Scomber scombrus (Atlantic mackerel) is the source of this 1239-nucleotide messenger RNA. RefSeq names its product probable E3 ubiquitin-protein ligase TRIML1. The transcript has 6 exons. NCBI's taxonomy places the organism in Eukaryota, Metazoa, Chordata, Actinopteri, Scombriformes, Scombridae. Gene Ontology annotation, molecular function: protein binding. The coding region runs from base 1 to 1122 and encodes 373 amino acids. The record is from RefSeq and is a predicted model, not a curated record.
AUGUCAAGACUCACAGCUUACACAUUUGAGGAGACGUUAGAAAAGAAUCAGGAGUGUCUGAAGAAGCAAAAGGAAGCUGUGAAAUACAGACUGAAGAAACUGGCAGCACGGCAAUCAGAAAUCACAAAAAAGUCCUCAGUGAUAAGGGAGAGCAUCAUAAGGAAAUAUCAGGAGAUCCAGACUGUCUUGGAUGAAGACUUGAGGAUGACUCUGUCCUACCUGGAGAUGGAGGAGCGGGCUGCUGUCUCAGCCCUAGAUGGGCUAAUGGAGAAGAACUGUUCCCUCAUCCAGGAGAUAGAGCAGGACCUGGCCAGACUCACAGUGGCAAUGGACCAGGCGGACACGCAGACAGAUACAAUGUCGUUCUUCUCAUACUCUGAGCAUCAAGACAUGGAGGCCGUGGACAAAGUGAUUGAUCUGUUGAACAAGACGGACCCCAGCAGAGUGAAUCUGGACGAGGCCAAAGCUGAACAGAUCAUCAGCCUUACUAACAACAUGCUCUUGCUCAUCUGCUCCCAGACCCCUCUAUUUAAAAAACUCAUCAAAAGCUAUUCCAGUGAAGUGAGUCUGGAUCCAGGGACAGCCCACCCAAAGCUAAUCAUCUCCCCUGAAGGUGACAGUGCCACCUACACAGACACCUGGCAGGAGCUUCCUGACCUCCCUGAUCGCUUUGACACCACCCUCAAUGUCAUUAGCCUGCAAGGCUUCAGCUUCGGUCGCCAUUACUGGGAGAUUGACGUAACUGGGAAGACAUACUGGGAGCUUGGUGUCACCUAUCCCACCAUUCCCCGCAAGGGCACCAAUGAGGACUGCUGGCUGGGCCGGGGGGAUGAAUCCUGGUGUGUGGAGUUCUUUGACGGGGAGUAUACAGCCUGGCAUGGAGGGGUGCCCCAUCAGCUGCCUUUCACAAAACGCUUCUGUCGCAUUGGGGUUUUGUGUAGUUUCCCUGCAGGAUUGGUGACGUUUCUUGAAGCGGACAACAUGACACCACUGUUUUCCUUCUGUGCUGGAACCUUCUCAGACUGCCUCCAUCUGGCCCUGUGUCCUGGUCAUGACCACAAUGGCACCAACGCAAAGCCUAUUGUCAUCUGUAAUGCCCCAUCUCAUACCAGUGAUCUGUGAUUAGUUGCUCCACAGAAAAGCAUUUAGUAAUUAUUUCUAAUAAGGAACCCUUUAUAACACUUUAUAAACUGUAACUCAUUGCUUUAUUAACAUCAGAAAAUAAAUGUCUUUAAGUCA